AUGCUUAUGGACGUUGAACGAAAAUUCCGGAUUCCUCUUGGCCAGAAACAAUUUAAACUUGUCUGUCCUGUUAUCACAAACGACAAGGACAUGUUGAUGAUACAGUGGACCAAAAAUGGCGAACAGGUGGAGUGGGAUUCUCGCUACAAACUUGCAAAAGAUGAUCGAGAGCUGAAGAUGAAAUCGGUUAGACUGGAUGACAGUGGACGCUAUCAGUGUCAGGCAACGAACGGCUUUGGCCAUCGAACUGUUGAUUUUACAGUACAUGAAAGCAAUAUCGUUGUUGUCUUUCAAAUCCUCACCCCGAAUGUUGUUGUUGCAGAUCCUUCAGAAGAUUCAAUCUCGCUCAAGGAUGCUAUUGUUCUCGCUAAUACGACAUCUGCCCCAGCCUGGUUGAUCGACAUGAACCUCGACUGGUCAUCUCCUAUGCAAAUCAACCGUGGAGGUCGCAUGGAACUGCGAUGUCCGGCACGAGGAAACCCACUUCCUGAAAUUCGAUGGUAUAAAAACAACAUACGCAUCACAACUGACACUCCUCCACAUAUUGCUUCGUUCGUGAUAGACCCAUCUGGACUGGAUGACUCGGGCGAAUAUCGCUGUGUUUUGGAAAAUCGUCUCGGAUCAAUCGAGGCUAUCUUUAAAGUUACUGUAGGCGAUUUUUUCGACGACGGGAAGAGAAUUACGGGAGACGUUGCACCUCAUGUAAGCGUUUCAGACAUCUACUGCAUACACUUCACUUGUUCAAUUAUAUUGCAGGACCAAAUGCCAGAACCGAUAAUAGACCAGCCCUACAAUACAACUGUCAGAGUAGGCCACACUGCUCAGUUUUUGUGUAAAGCUAAGUCACCUCAGAGCCCUUUGAUAAAGGCAUGUUUAUGGAAUCUAGCAAAUCAUUACUCGAUAUCUUUCUUACACAGGAAUAUACAUAAAAUUCUUUUUUUUCAGUGGUUAAAAGAGGUCGAAGACCCUGCUGCAAUACGUCGCCGUGACCCGAAUGCCACCAUUGUGAACGCAAGUGGAAUGCACCUAUUGGUCCUUGAGCAGACUCAGGUUGAGUCUAUAUCACGAGAAGGUUCCGAACAGCUUUACACUAAUCGUCUUGUCAUUCCAAUGGUAACUAAAGAGCAUGGGGGUCGAUACAUUUGCGUCGUUACGAGUACACAAGGACAUAUCGUUUACAAAGCUGCUCAAUUAAAUGUUGUUGCUGGUGAGCGGCUUGAUUUCAACUUUUUCUCAGCUGCUUUUAUCACAUACGAUUUUGGUUCGAUUGGCUUUGAUAUGGACAGCUUCUGGUACUUUGUGAUUCCCAUUUCCAUCGUAUUCAUAGGACUUGUAAUUGGAGCUAUAGCUUGGCUGCGGUGCAACCAAGAGCCGUCUUCUCCAAAAUGCCUUUCUGGAAAACCUCCACCUCCGCCACGAAUUCCACCUCCAGUUGCACCAGCAGAAUACCCGCGUGGUGUUAGCCAGUUCACUCAGGACUCCUCCAUUGACAAAACAAGAUCUCCUAUUAUACUAAAUAACUCAAUGUUUCAUCACAAGUACCCAAUGGGAAUCGCAACGCUUGAUCGUAACAACAUCCAGCGAGCACAGCGAGGUAAUCAGCCAAAUUUGAACUUAGCCUUUUUUGCCUUAACUCUAACCGUUAAAAACGUGUUGAAUAUCUUCACUUUCGCUGCAAGACCUAAGCUGUACUCUUCAGGUAACGAUGAAAUGUCGAAUUUGUAUGAUAAUAGUUCACCGCAACCAUACUGGACGCAGCCAAUGAUGCAUCGUCCUUUGGCUAGUUCGAUUUACACUGCAGCAUCAGGAAAUUAUCGCACUUUGGAGGUGAGGGCUAUUUCAACUUUGAUGUUCCAUAAAGAACCGAUUUCCCAAGAGAAAAAUAUACGGUAUGGUCGAGUUCAGUACUUAGCUACCGGUUGCUUGAAGAUACUGGCUCACUAA
Molecule: messenger RNA, 1944 nt
Organism: Strongylus vulgaris
Lineage: Eukaryota; Metazoa; Nematoda; Chromadorea; Rhabditida; Strongylidae
Source: the annotation of a GenBank genome assembly